AUGAUUCGACGACGACGACCUCGAGGACAGGGGAGCCCUCCGCAGAAGCUCCUGCUCGCCGUAGCCUUUCUUCUAGUUCCAUGGCUUCAGCUCGCCGAUGCCCAAGCCCGUGAACAGCCCCGAGCAGCAAUCCGCCCACACCAUGACGAUGUCUCCGGAAGCCGUCGCUCACUCCACGAUGAUUCCGCCAUCCAAGCCCUAGCUGUCACCAAGCUAAGCGACGUCGAUCCAGCUCUCAAGACAGCAGCCCUCGGUAGCGAGCGCCCAUCCUUCGACAAGGUCGACCAGCUGCACGCUGCACACCUUCACCGCCGUGACACUCGAAGCAAGCGACUUGACAAAUCACGUCAACACUCCGCCCACAGCGACCGAAAUAGCAAACAACAACCAAAUAUUCAUAUUCCUAGCGAUGCGAGCGCCCUCGCAACUUUAGCUCCGGAUCAGUCCGUACGAGCACCACAUCCCUCACGACAUCAAAAGCCCAGCAGCGCUGCUGCCUCUGGGCUGGUAUCGCCGCAUGUUGCGCGGAGUCUGGAGGAUUGGGAAGUGGAAGACUUUGUUCUUCUGGCGACCGUCGAUGGAGACCUCUAUGCCAGCGAUCGAAAGACGUUGAAAGAGCGCUGGCAUCUUGAGGUGGACCAACCCAUGGUCGAAACAAAGCAUCACAGAUCCAACAGCUCCAUCCUCGACGAAGACUUUAGCGCCAUCGACCAUUACAUCUGGGCUGUCGAGCCUACACGAGAUGGCGGCCUCUUUGUCUGGGUUCCCGACUCCGACGCCGGCCUCAUCCGCACCGGCUUCACCAUGAAACGCCUCGUCGAAGAGCUAGCUCCCUUCGCCGAUGAUAGAACAUCCGUCGUGUACACUGGGGACAAAAAGACGACACUCAUUACUCUCGACGCCGCCACCGGCAAGGUUCUCAAGUGGUUUGGCUCUGGCGGGUCUCACGUCAACGAGGCGGAGAGCUGCUUACGCCCCAACACUCUCUACAACAUGGACAUGGAUGAGUGUAGUUCCACAGGCACAAUCACUCUUGGACGUACAGAGUACACUGUUGGCAUCCAGCGCCGAGAUGGCAAGGCCCUUGCCACGAUCAAAUAUUCGGAAUGGGGGCCAAACAAUUUUGACCAUGACCUCUUGACCCAGUACCACUCAUCACUAGACAGCCGAUACUUUACCAGUAGACACGACGGCAAGGUCUAUGCCUUUGAUCCAACUCGAAACGAGCUUCCUUCCAUAAACGAAAAGUUCGCAACACCCGUCGCCCGAGUCUUUGACGUCUGCCGCCCUUGGGAUGCUCCGACCGACAGCAACCCUGAAUUGGUCGUUCUCCCCCAGCCCCCAAUGCCAUCCCGAGAUGAGGAUAUUGCUCGGAUUAGGAGCCAGAGUAUCUUUCUCAACCGUACAUCUACGGGCAGCUGGUAUGCCAUGUCAGGCCGAUCCUAUCCACUAAUCAUUGACGCCCCGAUGGCUCCCGUCAGCAACCCUGACUGGCUUGACAAUUACCCUCCCUUGGAUACUCUCGACCAUAAGAGCGUUUCCAAGGCUCUGGUUGGCACUCAUGUUCUUGAAGCUUCCCAGAAAGGCAGCUGGCGACGGCCGUCAUUGCCUUCUGGUGAGAGCGGACAUGAAUAUCUUGAUGGCGAACACAACGAGUCUGAAAACGAAUCCCCUUACCAGAUCGAGGUUUCGGAUAGCGAUGAUGCCAGCCUUCUCAACAAGGUGAAGUCCCUCCCGCAGCAUGCCGCGACAAGCCUGAUCGAUUUUGUUAAAAACCCGACGCUCAUCAUCAUUUUCAUCGCCUUGCUCAUAUACAAUGAGAACAAAAUCAGACGUUCCUACCACCAGAUGAAGGAGAAUGGCUUCUCCGUACCCUUUGAUUGGUUUGGCAAGGAAACAGACCAAAGUCUAAGCCCGGAUAAGUAUGGGGAAUCGGACCUCUUGUCAAAUGCGAACAUAGCCUGCGAUGAGCCCCAGAUUAUUGGAGCAGAGAAUCAAACCACCACACCUGAAGCCAUUCCCAAGAUCAGAGAGCCAAUCGCAGACCAAAGCAGCAAUGACAGCGACCGGACAACCCCGGAGCAGGCCAGAUUGCGCGAUAAUGCAGCAGACCAGGGACUGGAGGUUCCGAAUGCAGACGGUGAGGCCGCCUCGCCUGGUGGGAAGAAGAAGAAGGCUCAUCGUGGUCGCCGAGGAGGUGUGAAGCAUCGCAAGAAACCACAGCGAGAAGGGUCACAGUCGCGAGACGAUGAACCUGGUCCAAAGACAGUCGAUGAUGCCGUCACCUCCGCAAAGAAACUUGGGGAGGAGCGCCAGAAACUGGAGCCUGAUGUCAUGACUGUUGCGCCAAGCGAUAUGCAAGGUAUCGGUAAUCCCGUCAUUCGGAUGGGGAAUAUUGAAGUCAACACAGAGGACCAACUUGGAACUGGCAGCAACGGAACACUCGUCUUUGCUGGUAAAUUCGAUGGGCGUGAUGUCGCUGUCAAGCGCAUGUUGAUUCACUUCUACGAUAUUGCGGUCCAAGAGACCAAGCUCCUCAGAGAGAGUGACGAUCAUCCAAAUGUUAUCCGAUAUUAUUCUCAGCAGGUGCAAGAUGGUUUUCUGUACAUUGCCCUCGAAAAGUGUGCAGCCUCCCUGGCUGAGGUUGUUGAGAAGCCGCAUAUCUUCCGUGAUCUUGCCAAUGCCGGCCGUCAAGACCUCCCAGCCAUCCUAUACCAAAUAACGAAUGGUAUCAACCACCUGCACUCUCUUCGUAUCGUCCACAGAGACCUCAAGCCUCAAAAUAUUCUUGUCAACAUGGGCAAAGAUGGAAGACCGCGUAUGUUGGUUUCCGACUUUGGUCUUUGCAAGAAGCUGGAAGGCGGACAGUCAUCGUUCGGUGCUACUACUGGAAGGGCCGCGGGCACCUCAGGCUGGCGCGCACCCGAGCUCCUUCUAGACGAUGACGCUCGUGAUGCUGGUCUCGUUGAUCUGAGUUCUCAUAGCGUUGGUUCCGGCUCUGUACUUGUGAUGGAUGGCAUGAACCAAACUAGCCGCCGUGCGACACGUGCUAUCGACAUCUUCUCGCUCGGCCUUGUGUUCUAUUACGUCCUCACAAAUGGAUCCCAUCCAUUCGACUGUGGAGACAGAUAUAUGCGCGAGGUCAACAUUCGCAAAGGCAACUUCAACCUUCACCUCCUCGACUCACUUGGAGACUUUGCGUACGAGGCCAAAGACCUGAUUGGGUCGAUGUUGGCGGCCGAUCCCAAGCAGCGACCUCCCGCGAGAGAAGUCAUGGCACAUCCCUUCUUUUGGUCGGCUAAGAAACGGCUCGCUUUCCUCUGUGAUGUUUCGGACCACUUUGAAAAGGAAUGUCGAGACCCGCCAUCCGAGGCGCUCCAGGAACUGGAGAGGCACGCAUCGCAAGUUACCAGGGGCGAUUUCCUCCGCCAACUCCCUCGUGAGUUUGUGGAUUCCCUCGGGAAGCAGCGCAAAUACACGGGUACCAGACUCCUCGAUCUCCUCCGUGCCCUCCGUAAUAAGAGAAACCACUACGAGGACAUGCCGGACUCGCUCAAGCGAACCGUCGGCCCUCUGCCCGAUGGCUAUCUCAGCUUUUGGACAACUAAAUUCCCCAUGCUGCUCCUGGAUUGCUGGAACGUUGUCUACAACGUGAGGUGGGAGGAGACGGACCGGUUCAGGGAGUAUUAUGAACCUGCCGGGCUGUAA
Molecule: messenger RNA, 3708 nt
Organism: Clonostachys rhizophaga
Lineage: Eukaryota; Fungi; Ascomycota; Sordariomycetes; Hypocreales; Bionectriaceae
Source: the annotation of a GenBank genome assembly